AGCAACGAGAAGUCGGGAGCGAGGGAAGGCUCAGGCGGCGGCGAGGAGCGGAGGCACGCCAUGGGUAACACGCUGAGCUGUUGCGUGUCCCCCAAUGCCAGCCCCAAGCUGGGCAGGCGCUCGAGGCCGGCGGAGGAGGACUACGAGUCUGAGGUCUGUGUGGCUGCGGCCGGGGACACGGUGGCUGUAGCGCCAGCGCCGGCGGCUGCUGCAGGGGAGCCCGCGGAGUUGGAUAUCGGAGCAGGCGAGGGACACCACCUGCAGCACAUCAGCGACAGAGAGAUGCCCGAAGAUUUAGCUUUGGAAUCAAACCCUUCUGACCAUCCAGGGCCAAGCACAAUUUUCCUGAGCAAAUCUCAAACGGAUGUGCGAGAAAAGAGGAAGAGCAGCCAUUUAAACCAUGUAUCUCCAAGGCAGCUUACUAAAAAGUAUAGCUCAUGCUCAACCAUAUUUCUAGAUGACAGCACAGUCAGCCAGCCUAAUCUUAGAACCACAGUAAAAUGUGUGACUUUAGCAAUAUAUUACCACAUAAAGAACAGAGAUGCAGAUAGAUCCCUGGAUAUUUUUGAUGAGCGAUCACAUCCACUCACACGAGAAAAGGUUCCAGAGGAAUACUUUGAGCAUGACCCUGAGCACAAACUUAUUUACAGAUUUGUUCGUACUCUCUUUAGUGCUGCACAGCUAACAGCUGAAUGUGCAAUAGUAACUUUGGUUUACUUAGAAAGGCUUUUAACUUAUGCUGAGAUCGACAUUUGUCCCACUAACUGGAAAAGAAUUGUCUUGGGAGCCAUUCUUCUUGCCUCCAAGGUUUGGGACGAUCAGGCUGUAUGGAAUGUGGACUACUGCCAGAUCCUCAAGGACAUUACAGUUGAGGACAUGAAUGAGAUGGAAAGGCAAUUUUUGGAGCUACUUCAAUUUAAUAUUAAUGUUCCUGCCAGUGUGUAUGCCAAAUACUACUUUGACCUUCGUUCCUUAGCCGAUGACAACAACCUGUGUUUUCUAUUUGCUCCUCUUAGCAAAGAAAGAGCACAGAACCUAGAGGCUAUUUCCAGAUUGUGCGACAACAAAUACAAUGACUUGUGCAGAGCUGCUAUGAGAAGGUCUUUAAGCGCUGAUAAUUUCAUUGGCAUUCAGCACUCUAAAGCCAUCCUCUCUUAAAGGGAGAAAGGAGGGGUUAUAACAUUAUGAAUCCCUCAUCUACAAAGGCUGGAGAAAUAUCACCUCUCCUGCUCAAAAACCAGCAAGUUAGUAUUUUUACCAAAAGGAAAGACAUCGAAUUCAAGAGACUCAUGGACAACGAGGAUUACACUCCAUAGGAAAGAAUGGGACAUUGUCAAUGCAACAACACACUCUUCUGUCCUUUUUAAUGUAAACAGAGUUACAAGAACCACUCCAAAGCAAAAGCUCCCAACCCACACACAGAUAUUGCAGGUCAAUAGCUGUGAACUAUGUGAGGUUUUUUAAAUUAAUUAAUUGUUUAAAUUUUUUAAAAG
Molecule: messenger RNA, 1493 nt
Organism: Galeopterus variegatus (Sunda flying lemur)
Lineage: Eukaryota; Metazoa; Chordata; Mammalia; Dermoptera; Cynocephalidae
Gene: CCNYL1
Product: cyclin Y-like 1
Exons: 10
Coding region: 61-1158 (365 amino acids)
Biological process (GO): regulation of canonical Wnt signaling pathway; regulation of cyclin-dependent protein serine/threonine kinase activity
Cellular component (GO): plasma membrane
Molecular function (GO): cyclin-dependent protein serine/threonine kinase activator activity; protein kinase binding
Source: RefSeq, a predicted model, not a curated record